GGUUAAAGUUUGCAAACGUCACCAGAGUGCGCUGGCGUGCGACUGUGGCCAACACUCACGAACAAGUCAAAUGGCGAACGUUCGGCUGACGGUGUGGCAAGCAAGCAGGAGAUACCGGGGAAUUUUUUACUACCUUUGGCCAUUUACAUCAUCAAAUAUGGAACUGUGGAGACUUUUAUGGAUAUUAUGUGCCUUUUGGGUCUCUGGUACAUCGCCGUUACAAGAAUUCGACACUACUCCAGUAGACACAGAAGUAAACCCCGGAGACACAACAGUUCUAAUUUGUAAAGUGAGAAACAGAAAGGGAGAAUGUGCGUGGUUGAAAGACGGUAGGGUAGUUGGAAAAAUUCAAAAUAAAUAUGACUUUGAAAGAGAACCGUCAGAUGGUGAUUGCAGCAUCAGGAUCAGGAACAGCAGAAUAGAAGACGAUGACGGAAGAUGGGAAUGCCAAGUUACUCAAACUUCACUAACGGAACUUACUCUCACUUCUCCUGAAAUCAAAUACACCGUCAGAGAAGCACCGAUGGCACCGAGAAUAGAAGAUAAUACAAUACAAUUAAAUCCUGGAGAUUCCUAUAGAACUCGUUCUGGUGACAGCAAGAGAAUCCAUUGCGUAUCAAGGAAAGGAAAUCCUCCGGCUGUACUGAAAUGGUAUAUUGACGGUGUAGAUAUAACAUCAAUGUCUAAUCAAACCAAUACUACCGACGUUGAUAAAGCCAAGACGUGGCAAGCAAUUAGUCUCCUCGAUUAUACUUUCCACAAAGAACAUAACGGAAAAUCUUUGCAGUGCAGAGCUUACCAUCCAGCGUACGAAAAAGAAUAUUUAGAUAUAACGGUACUACUUGAAGUUUUAUAUUCUCCGAUCAUCAAAUUAAUAGGGAAUACAAAGGAAGACAUCGAAGAAGGCAAGUCGUUGUCUCUGAAAUGUGAAGCCGAUGCUAAUCCUAAAGCCAAUAUCAUCUGGAGAAAAUCCGGUAACUCAGGGAUCUAUGAUAUCAAAGAUCAAAUAGACUUUUCACCCAUCAAAAGAACAGAUACCGGAAUUUACAGCUGUUCUGCAAAAAAUGACGUUGGUCAAAGUGAAGAACUAGAAGUGACUGUAAAAUCCAUUAAGCCAAAAAUACUGCGAGUCGAUCCGUCGCCUGCUUCAACAGUAGCUCUUUAUAAUUCGACGAAAUUACUGUGCGUUGCCGAAGGAAACCCAGUACCCAAAUAUUCGUGGCUUCAGAAAAUAGGAGGGGAGCCCUUAGUGUGGUUAGAACGUGGUAAUAAUUCUACUCUUUUCGUCAGCAACGUUACCUACAUGUACCAAGGUCACUACAUCUGCGAGGUCUCUAAUGUUAUCAAUGGAAACGAAUAUAAGGCAACCUCUGAGGAAAUCACCUUAGAUGUCACUGGUGCUCCUCAAGUGCUAACAAAUACUACGAAGACAAAGAAAAGAGUUGUGGUUGAGAAAGACGAAGAUGCCACAAUGACAGUGUUCUUCUGCUCGGAUCCGCAGCCACGGCGUACAUUUUGGGAAUGGGGAAGUUCGAAACUAGACACAGGAUCUGAUCUGGUGCGUUAUAUUGCAGAACCAUUACUUCCGGAUUUAAGGCAGGGAGAUUGUUACGAAGCUAGGUUGAUUAUACAGCAGGUGGAUGGAACCGAUUCCAGAAAAUAUACUUUAAAUGUGGAAAACGAUAAAGGGAGAGAAUCUUAUGCGGUUUUAUUAGAAGUUAGAGAACCAGUUGCCAUGUCUGUAGUGAUUGGUAUUGUUGUUGGAUGUAUUGUGCUGCUCAUCAUCGUGGUACUUGUAGUUCUUUAUCUUCUGAAGUCAGACCGUCUAUGCUUCAGCCGAAAACAGAGAUUCAAGACCGAUGCAGGAAGUGAAUCCGAUAGUGGACAUUCAUCGGAACUUCCUCCUCCCAAUCGCUCUGUAGGAGCGAUACCUCCUGAUGCCCUUUACGCUUCUCCUAAGAGAAAUACUCCAGUCUUGGUUACAGCUACCGAACCUCAUUACGAAAAUUUAAAGUCCGAACGAGGUAAUGGUAGCGUUCUUUAUGCACAUUUGGAUCUGUCGAGCAACGGAAGCGCAAGAAGUAUAGCAAGACCGAGACAAGAAAUAAUUGAAUAUGCAGAAAUCCAAUUUCAGCCAAAAGUCAACGACCAAAUUGACUUAUAAUUGUAUAUAAUACUUUGUACAGACAUUAAGCAAUAUCCUAAAGACAAUUAAAAUAUUCUCCAUCAUUGCAUUGAUUAUUUUUUAUGUAUUUUUUGUACGAAUUUUCAUAAAUGGAGGUGAAUCUCAUUGUA
Messenger RNA from Centruroides sculpturatus (bark scorpion), 2295 nucleotides. RefSeq names its product hemicentin-2-like. Gene Ontology annotation, molecular function: cell adhesion molecule binding. Gene Ontology annotation, cellular component: cell-cell junction. Lineage: Eukaryota; Metazoa; Arthropoda; Arachnida; Scorpiones; Buthidae. The transcript has 12 exons. Gene Ontology annotation, biological process: cell-cell adhesion. The coding region runs from base 71 to 2164 and encodes 697 amino acids. The record is from RefSeq and is a predicted model, not a curated record.